Molecule: messenger RNA, 578 nt
Organism: Cetraspora pellucida
Lineage: Eukaryota; Fungi; Glomeromycota; Glomeromycetes; Diversisporales; Gigasporaceae
Source: the annotation of a GenBank genome assembly
AUGCAAUGAAUAUUCAAACAUCAAGACAAACCAAAAGUAGUCCAUAUGCGUUAGUAUUUGGUCAAAACCCUUUACGCCAUUUUACAAUAUUAAAAGAAAUCAAAGAUCGACAUAUUAAUUCAGAAGAUGAGUUACCUGAGAAUUGGUUCGAACUAUCUGAGCCUCAAGAUGACUUUGAUCAGCAGGAGGUUGUAGAGUCGCUUUUAGGAGCUACAGCAUUAAAUGUAGAGGAACAACAAUGGCUUGAGCAUGAAUUUGAGAAUGAAAUAUUGGACGAAGAGAUAAUGAAUGAAAAGUUGGAUAAGAUAGAGGAUGAGAAAAUAUCAGAUAACACAGUGGAUAAAAGAUUGGAUGAGCGGUUAAGUAAAAGGAUAAAUGAAAGAUCAUAUGAAAAGUUGAACAUAAGGGUAACUGAAAAAGAAAAUAUGGUAAUAAACAUAAAAGACGAAGCUAUUGAUAGAAGUUUACUCGAAAAUGAAGCUGUUGGUAGAAGACUGCCUGAAAAUAUGUCUGACAUUCGUCCAAGUAAAAGACAUAAACUUAUUUUGAUGCCUACCACCACAGAUACCAAUACUCAG